GUCCCUCUCCCCUCCCCCUUGCGCACUCGCACACAUACACACACGCACUCUGAAACUGGUGUGAGUUCCCCUAUCUAACAGAGCCAGUUCCUCCAUUUAAGAUGCUGACUUGUUUAUGUUGAAGGGACACAACUUUUGCCAGCUCUAGACUACUUCUACUCCGAGGCUCGUUUUCGAGGGCGGUUUUUGUCUCUUCGCGUCUGGUCCGCUGCAGGAAACGGGGGAGCAUGAAGACUACUCUGUUGCUGAUCUGUGGUUGAUGGUGUCUUCGGGUACCAGAGGGAGGUUAACAGACGCGCACGGAGAGGAGUUUGACGGGCAGGGUUCGAGGCGUAGUCUGUGAGUGGUAGGUGAGAAGCCCUCACCAGCACCACCAGCAGCAGCAGCAGCAGCAGCAGCAGCAGCUCCUCUCCGUCCUGUGCCCGCUCUCGCUGCCCAGGGCACAUAAACACACAGAGGACACAGAGGAGGAGAAGGAGGAGGAGGAGGUGGAGGAGGAGCAGGGUCAACCAUGGAGCUGUAGGGACACGCUCAGAUGCCCGUGUGGAUCACCAGUGGAGGAGGAGUGCUGCUGAGGAGAAGAACUCUGCAAUGAACAAGACCAAAAGGAAGUCCAAUGUGGAGAGUCCGGGUGUGAUGAAGAGCAAGAAGCUGGUGCAGCGGAGGAGGAACACAUGUCCCAGUCCUCAGGACAUCAGCCGGGCCCUGCAGAGCCCCAGCUCGGCCCCCAGCGCCAGCGCCGCCAGCCUGGAUGAGCUCAUACAGCGCUGCCUGAACUGCUUCGAUUCGGAGGGUAAGCUGUCCAGCCCCAGAGGGUCCCAGCUGGUCCACAUGACCCUGAUGAUGCACAGCUGGGUUGUGCCGUCUCAGAUGUUCGCCCAGAAACUUCUCACUCUAUAUAAGGAUUGCCCCUCGGAGAAGAGAGAGCCCAAGCGGACGCAGAUCUGCCACCUCGUCAGGCGGUGGAUCAGCCAGUUCCCGGCGGUGUUCGAGGUGGACCCCCUCCUCGAGCAGACCAUGGGGGACCUGUGGGCGCUGGUCCAAUCAGACGGAAAGGAAACGCACUCGCAGCUCAUUGACAGCUCCUGCUUAAGCCCUCAUGCGAACAUAUCCCAGGCGCCCUCGCCCUCCGUGAAGAAGAGGAAGGUGUCGCUGAUCUUCGACCACAUGGAGCCGCACGAGAUGGCCGAGCAUCUCAGCUACCUGGAGUUCAAGAACUUCUGUAACGUUUCGUUCAUGGACUACCGGAGCUACGUGGUGCGCGGCUCGGUGAGGGACAACCCUGCUCUGGAGCGGUCGGUCAUGAUGUGUAACGGCGUCUCCCAGUGGGUCCAGCUGAUGAUCCUCAGCAGACUCACGGCCCAUCAGAGAGCGCAGGUCUUCACCAAGUUCAUCCACGUGGCUCAGAAACUUCGAGCUCUGCAAAACUUUAACACGCUAAUGGCAGUAACCGGAGGCCUCUGUCACAGCUCCAUCUCACGCCUCAAAGACACUUCUAACCUGCUGCCUCCUGACAUCACUAAGGCCCUGAGUGAAAUGACAGAAUUGCUCUCCUCACGCAGCAACUUCAGCAACUACCGGCGGGUCUACAACGAGUGCACCGGAUUCAAAAUUCCCAUCCUGGGGGUCCACCUGAAGGACCUGAUCUCGCUGAACGAGGCCCUGCCGGACUACAUCGACGAGGAAAAGAUCAACCUGAGCAAGCUGCAGCACCUGUACAGCAACAUCAACGACCUGCUGGCCAUCCACAGCUGCACGCCGCCCUUCGAGGCCAACAAAGACCUCCUGCAUCUGCUCACGCUCUCUCUAGAUUUAUACUACACCGAGGAUGAGAUAUAUGAACUCUCAUACACAAAGGAACCCAAGAACCCCAAGAUCCAGCCUGUAGCUCCGGUUAAAUCUCCGGUGGUGGCAGAGUGGGGGUCAGGGGUCACCCCCAGGAUCGACCCCGACACCAUCUCCAAGCACGUCAAACAGAUGGUGGAUUCCAUAAUGAAGAACUACGACCAGAACCAAGAUGGCUACAUUUUACUGGAAGAAUUUGAAAAAAUAGCAGCCAACUUCCCGUUCUCUUUCUGCACACAAGAGACUGAUAGAGAGGGACAAAUCAGCCGUGAAGAAAUCACCUCUUACUUCAUGAGGGGAAUGUCUGUAUGUGCCAAGCUGGGCUACAGCUUCAAUGACGCACACAACUUCCAUGAAACCACAUACAAGCGACCGACGUUCUGUGACACAUGCGGAGGCUUUCUGUGGGGAGUAAUCAAACAGGGCUACCACUGUAAAGACUGUGGGAUAAACUGUCACAGACACUGUAGAGAUCUGGUGGGGAUGGAGUGCUUGAAGAAACACAAAAACACGACUGGGUCCUGUCCGUGCACCCCGGCCCCCGACUCAAAAACCAAGGGUAACAGCUGGAGCUCGGAAGAGGACACCUUCGUUUUCCCCCAAAGCAACGAGACGGAACACAAUAAGGGCUCAUCGGUUUGGAAAAUCAACAGCAGCGACCCGACGCUGUCGGACCGAUCCACUCAGACGGACCCCGGAGUGUGGAUGCCGGAGAGGAAAGACAAAAGAGGAAACCACCUCAACUCUGUCGUCCACACGUCUCCAAGUAGAAAGGUCAACACUCUGCCGCAUAGAAACCGUGGCUGCUCCAUGCCGGUUUCCUUCUUACAGGAGAAGAUGGAGGAGCUGCACCUGUACAAAGACAAAAGCCGAGAGCCGGACUGAACGCUCUCGAGUCAAGUCAUCCACACGGACAAUACAGACACCACCGAGCCUCAGACGGAGAAGACGUCUGACUGGUGUUGAACUGAUGACAAUUACUGGUCAUUCACUUUAAAAAAAAAAACAAAAAAACAACAAAAAAAAAACAGUAAUUUUAAAUGGACUCCUUCGUGUUUUUCGAGUACGGCCGUGACAUGUUUGUAAUAAAAUGUUUGUCUGUCUUAUUAGUUUGGCUGUGAGGCUUCAGACAUGGUCUUUCCUACUGUAAUUUAUGAACACCUUGUUUUGUUUUUGGAACAUGUGCCUUUGGGUUUCUGGUGCUAAGAUCCCACACAACCUCUGUUCAAACAUGUUCAUCACACACAUUAAAAAAACGCAGGGUAGGAAAUUAACACUACACUCAACGGUAUUUGGGUUAAUUGUUAACUUAAGAUGCAUGAAAAAAUGAAAUUACUGGAUUUAAUUUCACUGCUACCGCAUAUAUACAUACAUUCGGUUGAUAAUAUAUCCAGGAAAUGUUAUUUAAUGUUUAUUCUUUUGUGUGAACAGAUUAACAAAAAUACAUCAUCCAGUUUGGGUUUUUUUUUAGAGCACUGGAAGGAGCUGAAAGCCUGAAAAUAUUGAUUUCCUGCCCUGACGACAUGCUUGACUUUAAAAAGUUCACUCGAGAUCCACUGGAACAAAAAACAUAUGGUCCCAAAUCGGAACAUUAAUUAUAGCUGAAAGCUUACGUGUUUUCGUCCUUUGUCCAUGGUUUCAAUUUUGUUGGAAAAAGAAAAGAAAAAAAAAAAAAAAAAAAUACAGCAACAUUGAAUCAUCAUCAGUAUGUGUUGUGUUUACUUGUAGAAAAUAAGGAUCACAUUUACAUCUACAGGCGUAUACAACUGUGUUUAUUGUAUAAAGACAAGAAGACAGCUGGUCAAAGUCAGAUUUUGCAUUUGCAGGUAGAAAAAAAUGGGAUUUGACAGAACAGGCGUUUUAACUAUUGGACUCAAUGAACAGCAAUCACAAAAAAGGGGUGGAAAAAAAAAAACCUGAAUAUACAACUACACAACAAGAGUGGCAAAAUAUUCUUCUUGGAGAUUAACGCUUUACUACUGUACUACCGUAUCAACACCUAUAAAAAAAAAAAGAAAAUGCUUUGAUGCAGUAACUAAAAUGGG
This is a messenger RNA of Mugil cephalus (flathead mullet), 3890 nucleotides long. It is a transcript of the gene rasgrp4, whose product is annotated as RAS guanyl releasing protein 4. The transcript is spliced from 17 exons. Lineage: Eukaryota; Metazoa; Chordata; Actinopteri; Mugiliformes; Mugilidae. The coding region runs from base 592 to 2730 and encodes 712 amino acids. The record is from RefSeq and is a predicted model, not a curated record. Gene Ontology annotation, biological process: Ras protein signal transduction; positive regulation of GTPase activity. Gene Ontology annotation, molecular function: calcium ion binding; guanyl-nucleotide exchange factor activity. Gene Ontology annotation, cellular component: plasma membrane.